CAGAUACAGACACAGAUACACACAAACACAGAUACACAGAUACACACACACACACGUGCACAUUCACAUUCUGCGGCCACUGCGUUCGUAGCACGUGAACAACAGCAGCGGGUCUUGACAACGUCGACGGUUCUGUUUGUUGCUGGCCGCUCGAUUGUUUCGGCCCGUUGCUUCUUUUUUGUUUGCUCAGCGAGUGCGCAUUUAAAACGAAGGGAUAUCGUUCAGCGGCUUAGUUAACACUUAAAAGCAUCGAAAGUGCAAUCAUCACAUCAUCAUCACCACCAGUAGGGCUAGGGCUACGAGUCUCUAGGUGAGCUGCUGUUCAAAUCACGUGGUCUUAAGACGGUCCUGCCGGCAGCUACUACCAUCACCAUCAUCACCACCAGUAGCGCUAGGGCUAAGAGUCUCUAGGUGAGCUGGUGCUCAACUCACGUGGUCUCAAGACGGUCCUGCAGGCAGCUACUACCAUCACCACCAUCACCACAAUCACCAUCACCACCAUCACCACCAUCACCACCAGUAGCGCUAGGGCUACGAGUCUCUAGGUGAGCUGGUGCUCAACUCACGUGGUCUCAAGACGGUCCUGCCGGCAGCUACUACCAUCACCACCAUCACCACAAUCACCAUCACCACCAUCACCACCAUCACCACCAGUAGCGCUAGGGCUACGAGUCUCUAGGUGAGCUGGUGCUCAACUCACGUGGUCUCAAGACGGUCCUGCAGGCAGCUACUACCAUCACCACCAUCACCACCAUCACCAUCAUCACCACCAUCAUCACCACCAGUAGCGCUAGGGUUACGAGUCUCUAGGUGAGCUGGUGCUCAACUCACGUGGUCUCAAGACGGUCCUGCCGGCAGCUACUACCAUCACCACCACCAUCACCACCACCAUCACCAUCAUCACCAUCAUCACCACCAGUAGCGCUAGGGUUACGAGUCUCUAGGUGAGCUGGUGCUCAACUCACGUGGUCUCAAGACGGUCCUGCCAACGGCGUGUGACUGCUUUAACUCCCCCCCCCGCCUCACAUCGUUGAUGAUUUGACAACAACAACAACGACAACAAAAUUAAACCGCCGAUUAAUUAACGAAUUCGUGAAUUAAUUUGCGCGAGAUGGCGAGCGACUCGAGCAGAGGGGCUCGCGUGGGAAGUGGUGGAGGCUGCCCCGUUGCGAGUCGUGCGAGAAGCUCCCCUGCCGAGUGGGGGGCUGUGGCCCCCCUCAAUAGAGAAGCGCAGCAAGAGCACGACCACCACCACCACCACCACCACCGGCACCACCACCACCACCGCCGUCAUCGCGACUCAGCACCCACACGGCGCUCCAGAAGUUCAUUCUCCAUUGCCAGCAUCCUGGGUCUGGUGGACACAGACGAGGUGGAGGAGGUGGAGGAGGGGGAGAGGAGGAGGAGGGGGGGGCGACCCCCCUCAAUUGUGAGCACGGGGACACCGCAGGGCGGGGGGGGAGGAGAGCGGCCCCCAUCACCUCGUCCACCUCCUCCUCCUCUUCCUCCUCCACCUCCUCCUGCUGCUGCUGCUGCUUCAUCCCGGAGAGAUGCAGACCGCCACGAGGCGCCAGACACUGAACGCGCGCGCGGCCGCCGGUCGGAGGUGGCCCCGUCCAGAGUGGGGGGGCCGAGGGGGCCGGGGGGGCCGUGGGGGCCCCCCCCGGGAGAGAAGGAGAGCUGGUACCGCAGCCGGAGACCCCGCACGUCCUUCAAGAAGUCACAGCUGUUGCUGCUGGAGCACGUGUUCCGUGCCGCUCCCUACCCGGGAAUCGAACUCGCGCAGAGCCUCUCACACAGAGUCGGAGUGGACGAGGAUCGCGUGCUGGUUUGGUUUCAGAACCGCAGGGCGCGCAUGCGCCGUGCGUACCGCGAAUCGCAGCUCCGCGCGGUGGCGACGGCUCUCGCUGGGGGGUCCGCCCCCACCCCGUGACUCACUCACUCACCUGUACACUCUCCUGUACACUCACUCACCUGUACACUCACCUGUACAC
Molecule: messenger RNA, 1994 nt
Organism: Petromyzon marinus (sea lamprey)
Lineage: Eukaryota; Metazoa; Chordata; Hyperoartia; Petromyzontiformes; Petromyzontidae
Source: RefSeq, a predicted model, not a curated record